Molecule: messenger RNA, 2293 nt
Organism: Salvelinus sp. IW2-2015
Lineage: Eukaryota; Metazoa; Chordata; Actinopteri; Salmoniformes; Salmonidae
Source: RefSeq, a predicted model, not a curated record
CAGUUCAUUGUGGGUCCUUUUAUGGAUGUGAUGUCUGAAGCUCCUCUUUCACAGGACUGCAGGACAGAGUGUAGGAGAGUGUCCUGAGCUGGGAGGCAAGCUGCAGGUCUUCAUGGUCAUUUUCAGCAGCCUGCCACAGGAGAACAGAGGUCCUGUGUUGCUGCAGCUUGUCCAGCGGCUAGGUUCUCAACACUGGUGUGCUGUCCCCAUCCUCUUCCUCUCUCGGGCCGUCCACCUUCCUCCCUGCCCUCUCCUGGGCCUGACGGCCUGCAAGCUUUCAGGGAGGUGCUCCGCUGCACUAUGAUCACCCACCAGGUGCUACUGAGAGGAGCUGCCCAGUGUUUCCUGCUCAACACUGCCUCUCCCUGACAGAUGUGACCUCAGUGACGUUGGAUGACGUGUUUAGUUUGCUGCUGCAUUUCAGAGCAGACGAGUCUCUACGUAGAGGAACACCACUCUGGAAUCAGGUACUGUGUGGGGGUGAAUGAGGAACACACUCUGGAAUCAGGUACUGUGUGGGGGUGGAAGAGGAACACCACUCUGGAAUAAGGUACUGUGUGGGGUGGAAUGAGGAACACCACUCUGGAAUCAGGUACUGUGUGGGGUGGAAUGAGGAACACCACUCUGGAAUCAGGUACUGUGUGGGGGUGAAUGAGGAAAACCACUCUGGAAUCAGUGACUGUGUGGGGGUGGAAUGAGGAACACCACUCUGGAAUCAGGUACUGUGUGGGGUGGAAUGAGGAACACCACUCUGGAAUCAGGUACGUGUGGGGGUGGAAUGAGGAACACCACUCUGGAAUCAGGUACGUGUGGGGGUGGAAUGAGGAACACCACUCUGGAAUCAGGUACUGUGUGGGGGUGGAAUGAGGGAAGAGCUCUGAUCUUUUCAACAGUUUUUUAAAUAUGUAUUGUAUUUCCAUCAGUUGUCCCUUGUGUUUCUGUGUCUCCUCACUAGCUGUGUGACUGGCUGGCUGACAGUGAAGAGCUCAGGCCCUGUGUCAGAGAACAGCUGAUGGUCACCACAGUACCAGUACUUCUCCAGAGAGAGAGACUGUGAGAGGCUACGUCCAACACCAGAUGGAGUUCUUCCUCAGAGUCCCGGCUAGCUCAGACCAGAUAGACAGUGUCCCAGACCCAGGAGAGGCGGAGCUGCUAGCCAAGGCCAUCCUACUGUGUGUUGACAUAGAGGGGAGGACUCAGAGGAGGUCUGGAGGAGAGGAGACUACUGGUGUCAGCGGUGGGAUGGACUCGCUUUUACGCCCCCUACUGGACACACUGAGCAGGCUCCACACUAAUGUCUACCUGCCGCUACGCAAGACUGACAAGAGCCUGCAGCUGCUGCUACGAUUACUGCAGCUCACACCAGCCAGACAUACCCCUGCUGCAGUAGAGAAAGAACAAGAGGACAGUGUGACGGUCUCCAUGGAGACGCUGGUUCUGGGCGUGGUGGAGCCCAUUCAGGAGUUCAUCCUCCGAAGACUGAGUGGAGAACUACAGGAGCUAUGUGAUAUAGAGCGUGCUGAGCUCUACCUGUCAGUGCUGAAGGAGGUGGUGCUGAUGUACAGUGUGUUAGAGUGGAACCACUCCAAGGUACAGGAGGCCUAUUUCCCCAGACUCCUCAGAUACGUCCUGAGGACCCUAGAAGCUGACCAGAUCCCCUCUGUGGCGGGUCAGGUGUCCAGGGCGGUUGCCAUGGCGUCGUUGGCCAUGACCUGUGAGGUUGCAGCGCUGGGAGUGUUCAACCUCCAAUCAGAGACCCGGAGGCUACUGGUCCAUCUGUCUAGCUACUUCUACCCCCUGCUCCACCCCCAGCCCCUCCUCUCUCUCUGGUCCACUUCAACCAGCGCCUGGUGAAACCCCAACUGCAGAUCCGUCAACCGGUGUUUCGGAGCAGGGUCCUCUCCUCAAGGACUGGGGCCGUAUGGCAGCUCAUUUCAUCCGGGACCAGUGGACGUGCCUGGGCUACGGGAGGAGAAUAGGCCCACCCGGGCCCCUGGAGCUCCCCAGGGCAUCAGGGUCCCUCCAGGCUGCUAUAGAGGCUCUGUCUCUGUUACCCAGUGGCCUGGUACUGCCUGUACUGGACUUCAUGGCCUCMAUGUUGCCACAGGUGGCGCUGUCUGAGGAGGCCCUGUGUGUAGAGGCUGUGACUGUCUCCUGGAAGCUGGUGCUGGGACUGAGCAGUAACCCUCAUGACUUCUGGCCCACCCUGCAGGGCUUUGUGACCAUGGUCUUUCACCACAGCCUGCUGGAGUUAACAGAGCAGCAGGCACCUGGGCUCACUGCUACUCUACAA